Messenger RNA from Panthera uncia (snow leopard), 3501 nucleotides. RefSeq names its product LDL receptor related protein 8 (gene LRP8). The record is from RefSeq and is a predicted model, not a curated record. Gene Ontology annotation, molecular function: protein binding; calcium ion binding. The transcript is spliced from 19 exons. Bases 60 to 3164 code for a protein of 1034 amino acids. Lineage: Eukaryota; Metazoa; Chordata; Mammalia; Carnivora; Felidae.
GCGGCGGCAGCAGCCGCACGGGGUGCGCGGGGCGCGGCGGCCGGAGCCCGGGGCCCGCCAUGGGCCGCCCCGAGCGGGGCGCGCUCCGGCCGCUGGUGCUGCUGCUGUUGCUGCUGCAGCUCCAGCAUCUCGCGGCGGCGGCAGAUCCACAGCGCGGCGGCGAAGGGCCGGUCAAAGAGUGUGAAGAAGACCAAUUCCGGUGCCGGAAUGAGCGCUGCAUCCCCUCCGUGUGGAGGUGCGACGAGGACGACGACUGCUCGGACAACAGCGACGAGGACGACUGCCCCAAGAAGACCUGUGCGGACAGCGACUUCACCUGUGGCAACGGCCACUGCAUCCCGGAGAGGUGGAAGUGUGAUGGCGAGGAGGAAUGUCCCGAUGGCUCCGAUGAGGCAGAGACCACGUGCACCAAACAGGUGUGUCCCGCAGAGAAGCUGAGCUGUGGACCUGCCAGCCACAAGUGUGUGCCCGCCUCGUGGCGCUGCGACGGGGAGAAGGACUGUGAGAGCGGAGCGGACGAGGCCGGCUGUGCCACCUUGUGCGCCCCGCACGAGUUCCAGUGCAGCAACCGCUCCUGCCUGGCCGCCGUGUUCGUGUGCGACGGCGACGACGACUGCGGCGACGGCAGCGACGAGCGCGGCUGCGCCGACCCGGCCUGCGGGCCCCGCGAGUUCCGCUGCGGGGGCGGUGGUGGCGGCGGUGGCGGCGCCUGCAUCCCCGAGCGCUGGGUCUGCGACCGUCAGUUCGACUGCGAGGACCGCUCGGACGAGGCGGCCGAGCUGUGCGGCCGUGCGGGCCCCGGGGCCACCGCCACGCCCGCCUCCUGCGCCGCGGCCGCCCAGUUCGCCUGCCGCAGCGGCGAGUGCGUGCACCUGGGCUGGCGCUGCGACGGCGACCGCGACUGCAAGGACAAGUCGGACGAGGCCGACUGCCCACUGGGGACCUGCCGUGGGGAUGAGUUCCAGUGUGGGGAUGGGACGUGUGUCCCUACAAUCAAGCGCUGCAACCAGGAACAGGACUGUCUGGACGGGAGUGACGAAGCUGGCUGUUUGCAGGAGUCAACAUGUGAGGGUCCCCGCAGAUUUCAGUGUAAGAGUGGCGAGUGCGUGGACGGCGGGAAAGUGUGUGAUGCUCAAAGGGACUGCCAGGACUGGUCGGAUGAGCCUCUGAAAGAGUGUGGGCUGAACGAGUGUCUGCACAACAAUGGCGGCUGCUCCCACAUCUGCACUGAUCUCAAGAUUGGCUUUGAGUGCACGUGCCCAGCAGGCUACCAGCUCCUGGACCAGAAGACCUGUGGCGACAUCGACGAGUGUAAGGAUCCAGACGCCUGCAGCCAGAUCUGUGUCAAUUACAAAGGCUACUUUAAGUGCGAGUGCCACCCGGGUUACGAGAUGGACACGCUGACCAAGAACUGCAAGGCCGUUGCCGGCAGAAGCCCGUCCCUGAUCUUCACUAACCGGCAUGAAGUGCGGAGGAUCGAUCUGGUGAAGCGGGACUACUCCCGCCUCAUCCCCAUGCUCAAGAAUGUCGUGGCACUGGAUGUGGAAGUUGCCACCAAUCGCAUCUACUGGUGUGACCUCUCCUACCGCAAGAUCUACAGUGCCUACAUGGACAAGGCCAGCGACCUGGCAGAGCAGGAGGUCCUCAUUGACAAGCAGCUGCACUCUCCAGAGGGCCUGGCGGUGGACUGGGUCCACAAGCACAUCUACUGGACUGACUCGGGCAACAAGACCAUCUCAGUGGCCACAAUUGAUGGAAGCCGCCGAUGUACUCUCUUCAGCCGUGACCUCAGUGAACCCCGGGCCAUCGCGGUCGACCCCCUGAGAGGGUUCAUGUAUUGGUCUGACUGGGGGUACCAGGCCAAGAUCGAGAAGUCUGGGCUCAAUGGUGUAGACCGGCAAACGCUGGUGUCAGACAACAUUGAGUGGCCCAAUGGAAUCACCCUGGAUUUGCUGAACCAGCGCUUAUACUGGGUAGACUCCAAGCUGCACCAACUCUCCAGCAUUGACCUCAGCGGAGGCAACAGAAAGAUGCUGAUUUCCUCCCCUGACUUCCUGAGCCACCCUUUUGGGAUAGCUGUGUUUGAGGACAAGGUGUUCUGGACAGACCUGGAGAAUGAGGCCAUUUUCAGUGCAAAUCGGCUCAAUGGCCUGGAAAUCUCCAUCCUAGCUGAGAACCUCAAUAACCCACAUGACAUUGUCAUCUUCCAUGAGCUGAAGCAGCCAAGAGCUGCAGAUGCCUGUGAGCUGAGUGCCCAGCCCAAUGGAGGCUGUGAGUACCUGUGCCUUCCUGCUCCUCAGAUCUCCAGCCCCUCUCCCAAGUACACGUGUGCCUGUCCUGACACAAUGUGGCUGGGCCCAGACAUGAAGAGGUGCUACCGAGCACCUCAAUCUACCUCAACUACGAUGUUAGCUCCUACCACAACGAGGACACUAGCCGACACCGCAAGAGCCCCUGGGACCACCGUCCACAGCCUCAACUCCCAGAACCACAGCACAGAGACACCAAGCCUGGCAGCUGUGGUCCCCAGCUCAGUUAGUGUCCCCAGGGCUCCAAGCAUCAGACCAUCUACCCCAAGCCCUGCGACCAGCAACCACUCCCAGCACUAUGGGAAUGAAGGUGGCAAGAUGGGCUCAACAGUCACUGCUGCUGUCAUUGGGAUCAUCGUGCCCAUGGCGGUAAUAGCCCUGCUGUGCAUGAGUGGCUACCUGAUCUGGAGAAACUGGAAGCGGAAGAACACCAAAAGCAUGAAUUUUGACAACCCAGUGUACAGGAAAACAACAGAAGAAGAAGAAGAAGAUGAGCUCCACAUAGGGAGGACUGCUCAGAUCGGCCAUGUCUAUCCUGCAGCGAUCAGCAGCUUUGAUCACCCACUGUGGGCAGAGCCCUGUCUUGGGGAGACCAGAGAACUGGAAGACCCAGCCCCUGCCCUCAAGGAGCUUUUUGUCUUGCCGGGGGAACCAAGGUCACAGCUGCACCAACUCCCGAAGAACCCUCUUUCCGAGCUGCCUGUCGUCAAGUGCAAGGUAGGGCAGUGCCACUUUGAGUCUGAGGGGCUGGUGAGUGAGGGCGUGAGCUUAGGCAGGUGCAGCCAAUCCCAGGCGGCUUUCCGGUCCUGGAAGGCUGCAGAUUGUAAGCUGGGUGUCGGGGCAGAGGAAAGAUGAGCUCGUUGCUGACCAAGGAAAGGGUGUGUGGAAGAAAUCAUCAAGUAUGGGGCAGGGCAGUGUGCAUUGUACAUUAUUCAUAAGGGAGACAUGGGAAAUGAAGUUGAGCAAGUGAGGAGGGUCAGCAGAUGGCCUUGAGCCUUCCCCUUGGCCAAUCACACAAACAGGUGUUUGACCAAGUUUUAAAGACUUGGGCGGGGGUGGGGGACACAGUGGACGAAGCGUUGAGCUUAGCCUGAGGAGGUGGCUCCCAGUGUCACUGCUCUGUAGCCUUGUGGUCUCAGUCACUUCUCUCUGCUCACUUCUAUUUGUAAAAUUGGAAUGAUAACCCCCAUUC